Loa loa (African eye worm) is the source of this 453-nucleotide messenger RNA. RefSeq lists its product as hypothetical. The transcript has a single exon. NCBI's taxonomy places the organism in Eukaryota, Metazoa, Nematoda, Chromadorea, Rhabditida, Onchocercidae. The record is from RefSeq and is a predicted model, not a curated record. The coding region runs from base 1 to 453 and encodes 150 amino acids.
AUGACCACUAUCGAAAAUAUAGAGCGAGUGCUACGUCAGUUGGAAGCCAUAGGAGAGAAUUUGGAGCAUUCAAGUAUCGAAACCACGAUAGAAAGUAAGUUACCAUCAUGGGUUUUGAAUAAGAUAUGUACUCAAAAGAAAGUAGAGGUGCCUUGGUCAAUUUCAAAACUUAGAGAUUUUUUGUCGGACAUAGUCCAUGUAACCGAACAGGUCAAGAAUAGUCAGAAUCCUUCCACAUUUAUGGACACUAAACUUACAAUCGACAAGUUAGGACAAAAACCAAGAUAUAAUCCUGGAGGAACAUCAGCAUUGUCGAUGGUACGUAGCAAUUCAAAACUCUUAUCAUUCGCAGUUCGAAACAAUCAACAUUUAACGCAACUCAGCCUGACCCAAUUCAGCUCAACCUCUUGCAACCCAGAUCAACUCAACGCAACUCAGCCUGACUCAACUUAA